AUGCAGAUGGCCCUCCUCUGCUCUAGCCUCCUCCAAGAGGGUUUUGACUUUACGGGGGCUAUGAGGAGUCAUCACUGCGUGGACAUUCAUAGCUUUGUUGAAAAGGACGAGGAAGAUGACCGGCCGCUGCUUGAACAGCGUCAAGCCGGUAUCUUUUACGAGUUGCUCCUCAUCGUAACUGUUCCUAUGUGGUAG
Pyricularia pennisetigena is the source of this 195-nucleotide messenger RNA. RefSeq lists its product as uncharacterized. Bases 1 to 195 code for a protein of 64 amino acids. NCBI's taxonomy places the organism in Eukaryota, Fungi, Ascomycota, Sordariomycetes, Magnaporthales, Pyriculariaceae. The record is from RefSeq and is a predicted model, not a curated record. The transcript has 2 exons.